UUCUAAAAUGGCAACACCAGUCUGUGGCUGACAGUCAAGCGCGUUUUGGAUCUUUGAACGCUAAAAAUUGUGAUGUAAAAACGAGAAAAAUAAAUGUUUACUGGCCAUCAUGGCGAAUCCAAGAAAAUUUAGUGAAAAAAUUGCCCUCCACCAUCAAAAACAAGCAGAGGAAACAGCUGCUUUUGAACAGAUUAUGCGCGAAGUUUCCGACGCAACCCAAAGGGUUAAUUCAAGUAAGGUAGCAAGAGUGAAACCGCCCCCCGAGCCUAAUGAUAAUGUUGAGACUUCACUCCGGCCCGCACAGCAAGGCUUGGGCACGUUCCGCAGUGGCUCCCUGCCAAAUGUGGCUGCACCACAAGCUAGCGCCAAUGAGCAGGAAACUAUUAAGCCGGAAGAAUUACCGCUAUCGAACCAGUAUGCUAUGGCCGGGGGCCGGAGCGGCGGCACGUCGCCGUCUCGCUCGCCGGCCGGCCAGCGCGGCCGUGCCUCCUCGUCGGUCGGGCCCAUGCGCCGCCCGGCAGACCGGAGGCACGACACCAGCCCCUAUGGCAGCACUGUAUACUUGAGUCCGCCGCCGGACAGUAACUGGCGGCGGACGAACUCAGACUCGGCGCUGCACCAGUCGUGCGGCGUGGAACAACAGACGACGGCUCAGCCGCUGUCGCCGCACCGGACCAUGCACUCGCACGCGCACCCACAUCUGCAUCCUCACCAGAACCAUCACAGAAGAGGUGACAUCCAUUUAGAUGUGUUAGCGCCAAUGAACCCAGCAAAUCGACCAAGAUCGUCAUGUGAAAUACCCAGAAUACCUAACAAUAAUAACACGUAUGACUGUUUCGACAGCGUAUACGCGGGCGGGGAGGGCGGCGGGGGGCUGGGGGGUGAGAUGGCGGUCCCGGGCGGGUCGCUGCCCGACCUGACGUCGGUGCACUUCCCGCCGCCGCACUACGCGCCGCACUCGCAGCACGCGCCGCACGCUCACCCCGCGCACCGCGCCUCGCCCGACUACCAGCCCAGAUACUCGCCGACAUCGCCGGGCGCCGUGUCGCCGGGCGGCGGCAGCGUGUCGCCGGCGACCGGCGGCCUGUCGCCGGCGUCCGGCUCCCCCGUCGGGGCGACAGUGCCUCUGCAUCAGCAACACCACGACACAUUGCCGCAGAUGUAUGACGCACAGAAUCACUUAUCUGUACCAAACACAAAUAAUUAUCUUCAUCAUAAUAAGAAUAUGUCGCCUCUGGACCACGGGUGGAUACCCUCCGGCUACCAGACGCAUUGUAGUCCGCCCUCACAAUAUUCCUCAACGUCGAAUAUUAACAUACCUUCACCAACGAUGGUGCACAGUCCAGGGAGUCCGGUGGAGUCACCGCAAACAGACUACAAUAAUUUACAUCAAGCGUUACUACAACCUUUCGAGCAAAUCACAAUGGAUUGGGCGCAGCUGGUGCAGAGCCUCGUGGAGUCAGGCUGGACCGCGCACGUACAAGUGGCGGAAAAUUUGGACAACCCGGUGUCGAGCUACAAUACGACGUACCUCAACCACGGGUCACCGCAUUCGCCGCAGACGACGAAUUCGUCGUUAUCAUAUCCCCAGUCGACGGCGACGAGCUGCGGCAGCGGGUCGGGCGCGAUGGGCUGCGCGCGGCACGGCUCGCGCGACCCGGUGGCGGGCGGCGGCGGCUUCGCGGCGCUGCAGCCGCUCGCCUCGCCCUCCGCGCCGCCCACGCCCGCCACGCCCGCCUCCAUACCCGACAUCGUGCUCACAGACUACUCGGGCGAGCUGGACGCGGGCAUGUUCGGCGGCGAGGAGGCGCAGCUGCGCGCGGGGCUGGACCUCGACGACCUCAACCUGCUGGACGACCCCACCGCGCUCGUGCCCGACUCCGCCGUCGAGCACGAGUUCCGCCUCGACCGCUUGUAGUACCCGCCACAUUCCCCCACACCGAGUACCGACAACCAAUCAGAAGUUCCCACUGUAACUUAAAUUUCGAACUGACAAAUGCGUAGGACAGUCGUGGGCUAAACCCAGGGGCUCAAUUCUGCUAAUUUUACUUAAGCAAGGCAGACCAAUGGCAAACCAAUGAAUGUCUUACCAAAUAGUAGAAUGCCCCAUAAGGUUAAUACUGCUAUUGAGAUUCAAUUGUUACACACACAGAUUCAAUUAUUGUCACAUUAUUAAUUUAGCGGAAUCAAGCCCCGGCAGAGUAUUCUUAAUAAGCUGGCUGUAAAACACCAGCCUAUCAAUAUAGGAGUUUUUUUGUGAAAGUGGGUCAUAUUUGUGAUUGGUUGUUAGUACAAAUAUCUGGAUUUUAUAGUCACUGUAUAAGCCCGGGCGGUUAGAGCUUACCAGUAAACCCUUUCGAAUACUAUGCAGUGUACGGAUAUGCUUAAUUUUACCAGAAAAUGUUGUUUUUGUUCGAAAAAGUUCUAAAUAAACCAUGAAAGGUUUUCAGAUUUUACUUUAUGGAGUUGGUAAAUCUUAGGUUUUACUGGAAAAUCUUAUGACUGACCGUUGUUCGGGCUUUUACAGUAACACCAUCACCACUGUUCUACAGGGUGAUUUGUACAUAAAAUAAAGAAAACUAAAAGUGUUCACUUCGAUAAAAUUGCAUUUAAAUCGCUAAUGUUGCAUGCUAGUAUAACUACCAGUCCUCGGUUGCAUUAACGAAUUAUUAAAUGGAUUAAAGUCAACUUCGAAGCACCAUUAUUAUAAUUCUGUCAGACAUUUUUAGCGUCAUUCAGGGAUUGCUCAAGCGUUGACUGAAUUUUAAAGUUAACCGCAGACGUCCAAAUGGUUGACAUGUGUCGUUCCAUUACAAGUGUGUGUCAAUUACAGUGACACACGGCGGUGUUUCUACGUUAUGUAGCAUGUGUACAUUGUGUCUCAAUGUCCCAAUUCCUUUUUGAAUAUAGUUGUUUAGUGUAAACAGUCUUUAGGCCAUUGUAAAUAUGAGGGAUGCUGUUUAAGAGGUUUUUAAUAAGCUUUUGUCGCAAACAUAUCUAUGUAUGUGCGUAUGUAUGGUUGCGCGGCUCGAAUUGUAUACAUCGAUUAAUUAAGAUCGAUUAUUUUUUAUUUUUUUAAGUACACCUUUCGUCUUAAUGUGUGUGGGUAAAGUGGUCGCACUCGAUACCUAACUGAAGAGGAACGAUUUAGUUUACAAGGUCAUUGCUGUUAACCUAUAUCACUUUCUAAAUCUCUUGUUUAGAAAGUGACGAGUAGAUAUUGAUAAUAGAUCUUUGUAAAGUAUUUUUUUCCUAUUUAUUAGGUAUUGAGUGUAUUUUUAAUUGUAUGUAAUAACCUUGUUUGUAAUAUGACAUAUCGCUGGCGGUCAUAAAGACAACGUGUGUAAAUAUGGCGCAGUUGAAGCCAGCGACUUCCUGAGGCGGGACGCUUGCGAUACCUAGAUUGUUUCCGACAGAUACUCGAUGCUAGAUCAUAUCCUUGUUCUCUGUUUUACAACAGUAACUAUCUGAAGUUAAACUUUAAAUAGUUAUUAAGUUUCGAUAUAUUUUAGUUGUUAAUACACUUUGCACUCGUAACAUUAAUUAUGUUUAUGUUUUCUCUCUUGUAAUGUUAUGUGAAUUUAUAGUUGUAUAGUUUUUGUAAUAAAUGUAUGACAUAUAAAUUAUUUUUAAUACGACCGCGCGGUUAAUGUGACGAGUGCACUGACAUACAAGUAGACAUUUGUGUUUUUCUGUUUUGUAAAUGCUCAUUAUAUUAUGUUUUAAGAGUCUAGUCAUCAAAUUAUGUUCAGGAAGUUUUAACAGUUUUCAUACUAUUCAACUGAUUUAUAAUGUACAGAUUUCAUUCCAUUACAAUAAUGAGGCAAUUUGAAUACAAUGAUUUGUUAUAAUGUAGAAGACCCGAAGUCUCCGCGGCUAUUUGAUAUCUGCUCGUUUACAAAAGUCAUAUCUAUUGCGACAUAUGUAUUGUAUAUCUUUGUGUUGUGUACAGUGUACGCAGGUUUACGACUGUUCGUGUUGUUAUGGUUUUAAAGUUUUAUUUAAAAUUCCGCCAUAGAGGUAUGUGCUGUAUGACAGAUGAUAUACUUGUACUGUAUAAAUAGUUAAUGUACGAUAAUUGUGAUAAAGUAAAAAGCACAACAUAAUUCAUUGUGAAGCCUAAUCUGACGUUAAAAUAAGUUUCUUUUUUCUUAUUAAAGUUUAAAUAGUGUUUUCUAAAUUUUAGAUACAUUAUGUACAUGUUAUAUAAGCUAGUGUCUGCCAAAUGCAGAAGAUUACGAAUAUCGGUCGGGUUUGAUUUUGAGUCCGAGUCAGGUGCAAUAUCGUGUAUGUUGGGAUGUUUCGACCUCGUCAUGACACUCUUGUUUGAAUAUACGUUCAUAUAUUGUUUAGUUGUUCAAUUCGAAAAGUACAAAGUCAAAAUUGUGAAUGUUAAGUUGCGACUGUGCGUGAAGAUGCGGAGUGUGUGUGGCCGCUCUCGGCUGCCGCGCCGCAUUCCAAAAGUACUCAUAGUUAUAAAACCUGUUGGAUUUUUUUACCUUUUGCAUUUUGGACUUAAGUUAUAAAUAGUAAUAGGAUAAUUGUAUGUGCAGUUAUGAGAAGCUUUCGAUGCCCUCGGAAGCGACGAGACACCAUUCUGUGUGAUCGAGUAUUUCUACAAUUCUUAAAUCUAUGGAUUCAUACGACAUUUAAUUAUAGGACAUAUGUUUUUUCUCAAAUAUGCACAAACUUAAUGAAGAUUUUGCGGUAAAAUGUUUCAAAGGUUUGUUUUAUUUAAACCAAAUGUACAUAAGUGUGAUAGAGAUGAAACGGUCUCAUUUAAAAAUAAAGUUGUUGUAAGUA
Molecule: messenger RNA, 4803 nt
Organism: Helicoverpa armigera (cotton bollworm)
Lineage: Eukaryota; Metazoa; Arthropoda; Insecta; Lepidoptera; Noctuidae
Product: CREB-regulated transcription coactivator 2
Exons: 14
Coding region: 110-1918 (602 amino acids)
Biological process (GO): positive regulation of transcription by RNA polymerase II; protein homotetramerization
Cellular component (GO): cytoplasm; nucleus
Molecular function (GO): cAMP response element binding protein binding
Source: RefSeq, a predicted model, not a curated record